Musa acuminata subsp. malaccensis (wild Malaysian banana) is the source of this 1597-nucleotide messenger RNA. Its product is annotated as AP-4 complex subunit mu. Gene Ontology annotation, cellular component: trans-Golgi network; cytoplasmic vesicle; clathrin adaptor complex. The record is from RefSeq and is a predicted model, not a curated record. NCBI's taxonomy places the organism in Eukaryota, Viridiplantae, Streptophyta, Magnoliopsida, Zingiberales, Musaceae. Gene Ontology annotation, biological process: Golgi to lysosome transport; intracellular protein transport; protein targeting.
AGGGCUUCUUGAUCUAAAUUUCUCGCGUCAGUCACAGCGACGACACAUAUAAAUCCAGUCGGCUCAAAUAGGCGCUCGCUUUCUUUCUUGUUCGUGUGGGUCUCGACGACAAUCGAUGAUCGCCCAGUUCUUCGUGCUGUCGCAGCGAGGCGACAACAUCGUCUUCCGUGACUAUCGUGGGGAAGUUUCAAAAGGAAGUGCUGAGAUAUUUUUUCGCAAAGUGAAGUUCUGGAAAGAGGAUGAAGAAGAGGAGGCACCUCCUGUCUUUGUAGGUAUUUGUAAUGUGGAUGGGGUUAACUACAUCCACGUGAAGAUUGCGGGAUUGUUCUUUGUGACAACAACAAGAGUUAAUGUUUCACCUUCUCUUGUUCUAGAGCUCUUGCAAAGAAUAGCUCGAGUCACAAAAGAUUAUCUUGGGGUUCUUAAUGAAGACUCGUUGCGAAAAAAUUUCGUGCUCGUGUAUGAAUUACUUGAUGAAGUUAUUGACUUUGGUUAUCCACAAACAACUUCUACGGAGGUUUUGAAGUCAUAUGUAUUUAAUGAACCAAUUGUAAUUGAUUCUACACGUGUGCCUCCUCUUGGUCCGGCAUCAAUGUUUAUGCAAGGCACCAAAAAGAUGCCUGGUACAGCUGUUACCAAAUCUGUUAUAGUUACAGAACCUGGUGGCAGAAAGAGGGAGGAAAUAUUUGUUGACAUUAUUGAAAAAAUAAGUGUGACAUUCAGCUCUAGUGGUUAUAUACUCACAUCAGAGAUUGAUGGCACCAUUCAAAUGAAAAGCUACUUGACAGGAAGCCCAGAAAUUCGUCUGGCUCUUAAUGAGGACUUGAGCAUUGGUAGGAACAGUUCUUCUGUUUAUGACUAUAGAAGUUCAGCAGGAGGAGCUGUAAUACUUGAUGACUGUAAUUUCCAUGAAUCAGUUCGUCUUGACAGCUUUGAUGUGGACCGAACUUUAUCACUAAUACCUCCAGAUGGAGAAUUUGCUGCGAUGAACUAUCGUAUGACUCAAGAAUUUAAGCCUCCUUUUCGUGUUAGUGCAUUGAUUGAAGAAGCAGGACAAUUAAAGGCUGAAGCUAUUAUAAAAAUACGUGCUGAUUUUGCAGCGAGUGUAACUGCUAACACAAUUAUAGUACAAAUGCCGGUGCCAACUUAUACAGCAAGGGUUAGUUUUGAGUUGGAGUCUGGUGCUGUUGGACAGACAGCUGAUUUUAAAGAGGGAGCUAAAAGACUUGAAUGGUGUCUAAAGAAGAUUGUGGGUGGGUCUGAACACACGCUAUGUGCAAAGCUCACAUUUUCACAGGAAUCACAUGGAAACAUUGCUAGAGAGGCUGGACCAAUAAACAUGAACUUCACAAUACCAAUGUACAAUGCAUCAAAGCUUCAGGUAAGAUAUCUACACAUAGCAAAGAAGUCACCCUCCUACAACCCAUAUCGGUGGGUGAGAUAUGUCACACAAUCAAACUCCUACGUGGCUCGUUUGUGAGAAUCUCAUAUCUGGUUUCUUUUUAUUGUUAUCAAGGUGUCUUUGUUGGAUUCGGUCUUUGUUUGUACCUACAUUUUUUGCGACAAAAUAAAGAGGAAAACUAUCAUGAUUUGUCUA